Molecule: messenger RNA, 4024 nt
Organism: Eptesicus fuscus (big brown bat)
Lineage: Eukaryota; Metazoa; Chordata; Mammalia; Chiroptera; Vespertilionidae
Gene: CDKL2
Product: cyclin dependent kinase like 2
Exons: 15
Coding region: 52-1893 (613 amino acids)
Biological process (GO): protein phosphorylation
Cellular component (GO): nucleus
Molecular function (GO): ATP binding; cyclin-dependent protein serine/threonine kinase activity
Source: RefSeq, a predicted model, not a curated record
UGAGAAUGGAUCUAUAAGAACAAGAAAAAAUCCUUCUGGUUUUGAAUUAAAAUGGAAAAAUAUGAGAACCUAGGAUUGGUUGGAGAAGGGAGCUAUGGAAUGGUGAUGAAGUGUAGGAAUAAAGAUACUGGAAGAAUUGUAGCCAUUAAGAAGUUCUUAGAAAGUGAUGAUGACAAAAUGGUUAAAAAAAUUGCUAUGCGAGAAAUCAAGUUACUAAAGCAACUGAGGCAUGAAAAUCUGGUGAAUCUGUUGGAGGUGUGUAAGAAAAAAAAACGAUGGUACCUAGUCUUUGAGUUUGUUGACCAUACCAUUCUUGAUGACUUGGAACUCUUUCCAAAUGGACUAGACUACCAGCUGGUUCAAAAGUAUUUGUUUCAGAUUAUUAAUGGAAUUGGAUUUUGUCAUAGUCACAAUAUCAUACACAGAGAUAUCAAGCCAGAGAAUAUAUUAGUCUCCCAGUCUGGUGUUGUCAAGUUAUGUGAUUUUGGAUUUGCACGGACAUUGGCAGCUCCUGGGGAGGUUUAUACUGAUUAUGUGGCAACCCGAUGGUACAGAGCUCCAGAACUAUUGGUUGGUGAUGUGAAGUAUGGCAAAGCUGUUGAUAUAUGGGCCAUUGGUUGUCUGGUAACUGAAAUGCUCAUGGGGGAACCCCUCUUUCCUGGAGAUUCUGAUAUUGAUCAGCUAUAUCAUAUUAUGACGUGUUUAGGUAAUCUCAUUCCAAGGCACCAGGAGCUGUUUUAUAAAAACCCUGCGUUUGCUGGAGUAAGGUUGCCUGAAAUCAAGGAAAUGGAACCUCUUGAAAGACGCUAUCCCAAGCUCCCUGAAGUUGUCAUCGAUUUAGCAAAGAAAUGCUUACAUAUUGAUCCAGACAAAAGGCCCUUCUGUGCUGAGCUCCUGCACCAUGAUUUCUUUUGUAUGGAUGGAUUUGCUGAACGGUUCUCUCAGGAACUACAGUUAAAAAUACAGAAAGAUGCCAGAAAUAUUUCUUUAUCUAAAAAAUCCCAAAACAGAAAGAAGGAGAAGGAAAAAGAUGAUUUUUUAGGUGAGGAGAGAAAUACUCUUGUGGUACAGGAUUCCAAUGCUGACCCCAAAAUUAAGGAUUCUAGAGUAUUAAAGAUAAAAGGGUCAAAAAUUGAUGGAGAGAAAGUUGAAAAAAUCAGUCGAGCUUCAAAUGUCAGCUGUCUCCAUGACAACGGGACUAGCCACAUCAAAACAGUGCCUUCAACAAGCCUUAGAGAUUGCAGCAAUGGCAGUGUGGACCACACAAGGAAUCCAGGCAUGGCUAUUCCUCCACUUACACACAAUCUUUCUGCAGUAGCUCCUGGUAUUAAUUCUGGAAUGGGGACUAUCCCAGGAGUUCAGAGUUACAGAGUGGAUGAGAAGUCCAAGAAGUAUUGUAUUCCAUUUGUUAAACCAAAUCAACAGACUCCAUCAGGCAUUUAUAAUAUUAACAUGACCAAACCAAUCACUAGUGAAAAGAGCCUCCUUCAGGCAAAUAAGAAAAGAAGAGAAUACGCAAAGACAGAUGUCCAUUUGCCUGAAUUAAACUAUAAUCAUCUCCCUGAACUGAGAGCCUUGGAAGGCAUAGCUCGAAAUUCCAGGCUAAUGAGGAAAGAGAACAAAAAUCUUUCAGAAUCUCAAAUUCCUUCUCUGGCUGCUAUUGACUUGCAUGCCUCCAGUGUUACACUGCACCAGUUUCCAUGGGCCAGAAGCCCGGGCCAAGCUGCUUCUCUCCUUCAGAGUCUCACAGGCCGAAAUCCAGAUGUCAGCAGGGCUGCAUUUCUUUCUGGAGGCUUUAGGGGAGAAUCCGUUUCCAGGCUCCUUCAGGUACCAGGAUCUCCCCUGCCAGAGGAUUCAGAGGCUGAUUUACCUUGGAUGGAGCACCAGCACUGAAUGUCAGUUUGGUUCUGAACGGGGUGCUGCUCUAGCGCUUGAGAUGACAUCCUCUUGGAACAAAAGUGCUGAUAUCCCAGGAGGAGAUAUACAUGGUUUUGAUAAUUUACUUCUGAACUGCCUGCAUUUUCUGAGAAAUGUUUUGCAGAAGGAAAGACAAUGACUCCCAGGUGUUUCAAAGGAAGAUUGGGCAAGUGUCCUCCCCAACUGUUACCCAUCAUCUUUGAAGUCCACUGAUGCUAUUUCAAGAUAUAUCCAAUGAAAGAAUAGUGAUAUGGUUCUUGUUACAUGAGUGUAUAUUUACUAUUAGUAGGUUGUGUAUUUAAAGGUACCCAAGAUUAACAGUAAGUAAAAAAGGGGAGAAAGAUUAUAAAAGUUUAUGUUACUUAUGCAUUGAACUUUGUGUGUUACCUGCAUUAAUGUGUACAUUUAUUUAGGAGUGUGUUUGGUGGAUGUGGGUGCUAAAAACUAGAAUCAGUUGAAGAAAAUGAAAAAAACUAGGAUCAGUUAAAAAAAAAUGUUUCCUUUACCCUAACCUAACUAUAAAAACACAUUUAAGAAUCUUGCUUGUUUCUAGGCUUUAACAAGAUAUAUGCCUGCUCUCUAUGGAUAGAUGUAUUUCUUUGGUUUCUGUGAUUAUAGUUGAUGUUUGAUCAGUGUAUCAUGGGAAUCUGUCUCUCUGCUGAUCUUCUAAGAACCACAUUACAUGCAAGUUUUGCAAAGAACCCUUUUUAUUUCUAACGAUUUGGUACAGCCGGGUCUGGACAGUCCUUUGCACUGUGGGAUUCGGGGGCUGAUGUUCCUGUGAGCAGGAAUGUGAUUGGGACAAUGGUGGGAAAGGAGAAUUUUGUAGGUAUACCUUGGAGUUGAAUCCUUCUCAUUGACAAAAGAGGUGUACAUGCAAAAUCAGGAAAUGGGAAGCAGGGUUACCCUGCUGAACUCCCCAGCCGAAGAGGCUUUGGGCACGGGAUGAACUUUGUUCUGGACUUUACUCCUAUCCACUGGUAGUUUGAAGGUGAUAUUACGUAGAAUAUCUUUCUAACAUCCCAGAGAUAUUCCUGUCUUCUUAUUUCCUCAAACACCUAGGCCUUCCCAAAAGCUUGUAACCAAGGUGCAAAAUUAUUAACCCACAGGACACACAUCUUUCCUAAAACACUGGUCCUCAACUUUUAGGUGAGAGAGUUAAACCAAUUUGGCUCUCACUUUUUCGUUUCUGGGUUUCAAGUCAUGCUCUGCAUUUAUCGUUUUAGAGAAUGGUUGUUAAGGGGACCAGAAUUUGUGUGGGGUCUUUUGCCUUAACCAAUUAAUAGUAUGUUGUUGUUUUUUCCAAAAGACAUUGACUAGAACUUAGCCCAGGAAUUUUACUAGCACUUUUCUCUAUUACCUACCCUGUGGAGCUUAAUAUUAAACUUCUAAUCAUACUUACCUGAGCCUCAAAAGAGUAGGACAUUCAGGAGGCAAAAUAAGGGGCUGCAAUGUAGAAGUCUAUGUAGGUGGCUCAAUUAAACUUUGAUCUUGAUUUUGAAACGCUAUCUUUAACCUCUGACCAGGUGUUUGACUAGACCAGGUAUGGCUAAUAUGCUGAACAAAGUUAGUGUAUAGGCAUUAAUAGGCCUCAAAUUAAAAUAUUAUUAUUUUUACUUUGAAUUAUGUUGUCAACAGCCACCACAGCAUAAAAAGCAGACACUACUUAAAAGCCAAGUAGCUGUCCAAUUUAUUUCAAUGUUAGUUUUACUUAAAGAUUGGUGUGAAAAUAUCACCUCAAUGUCUGAGGGUCUAGGAUUAGACCUUUUUCAUUCUGUAUUUGCGCUAGGUAUCUUUUAUGGAUUAAAACACUUUGUGCACUUUAGAGUUAAAGAACUAAAAACUAUUUACUAUAAGUCCAAGUUGAGACUUAAAGCUCGUAUUUGGUUAGAACCUUGGAAGAACUACUUGAGAAAGAUUUUGCAAAUUGGGGCUAUAGACCCUGAACUAAAAUAAUCCUAUUUUUUUCAAUUUAAGGUUACUUUGUCUUUCCUUAUAAGGAUAUGAUUAAGUCACAUACUAAUAGGUAUAUGUAUAUGUAAUGGUGGGAAAAUGGGCUUGCUGUGUGUAUGUAUAUUUUACAAUUAAUAAAUAUUAUAUGUUAUUG